AUGGUCGAAGGCCACGGCGUGCACAGAGUCGCGCAAGCGCACAGGCGCGCGCUCGUCGGAAAGAAGUUCAAGGCGUCGUCCCCGAACGGGCGAUUCGUCGACGGCGCGCGCGCGAUCGACGACAAGGCGCUCGCGCGCGUCGAGGCGAUCGGCAAGAAUCUCUUCUACUUCUUCGACCGCGGAGAAGGAGGAAGAGGAGGAGGAUCCGAGAGGCACGGUCAUCACGUGAUGCACGUGCACUUCGGCAUGAGCGGCCGCUUCAGCGUGCACGCGGCGUCGGACCCGCCCGCGGCGACGCCGACGACGCGCCUCAAGCUCGAGGGCCACGGCCGCGUCGCGAUGCUCAGCGCGAUGGUCGUCGACCUCAUGGACGAGUCGGGGUUCGAGGCGAAGCGCGUCGCGCUCGGGCAAGACCCGCUGCGCGAGGACGCGUGCGCGGAUACGCUGUGGGAGAAGUUCACGGCGUCGCGCAAGUCCGUCGGGCUCGCGUUGAUGGACCAGUCGAUGUUCGCGGGCGUGGGGAACAUCUACCGCGCGGAGAUCCUCUUCAAGGCUGGCGUGCAUCCGGAGCAACCGUGCCGCGACCUCGACCGCGGCGUGUUCGAUUCGCUCUGGCGGCACUCGGUCGAGCUCCUCCAACGCGGGUACUCCACGGGCAGCAUCCUGACCGUGGACCCAGAGGAGGCGCUGGUUUUGGGCGAGCCGUGGACGCGACGGUACGUGUACAACCAGUCGUCGUGCGGGCGGUGCGGCGGGAAGGUGUUGACGUGGGAGAUGGCCAACCGGACCGUGUACUGCUGCGGCGGGAGCUGUCAAAAGUUGAUCGAAUCGAGAUCGUCAGGACUUUGCCCGGCGCAUCUCUCCGCCCACCCCCCGCUUUCAAUCCCCGUCCUCGGCGCCUUUCAACUCCAACUGACGCCUUUCAACUCCACCCCGACGUUCGCUCGUAUGGAACGGCCCUCAGUCGCGAAUCCAUCAUCCGGAGCCGGAGCGAAGAAGAGGGCCGCGGCGAAGAAGGUCGUUCGCGAGCACGUGCCGUUCGUGUCGCACUGCGCGCCGGACAGCGGCGCGACCGCGGCGUCGGAUCCGUCCAAGAUGACCGUGAAGGCGCUGAGAGAGAUCCUCGCGGCGGGGAGCGACUCAGAGAAGGCCGUCGUCUCGGCUUCGGCGAAAAAGCCGGAGCUCGUCGCCGCCGUCGCCGCGCUCCUCCGCGCGGCGAAGAAGGAGGAGGAAGACGGAACGUCAACCGUCGCGCGGUCGACGCCGACGAAGAACACCAACACCGAGAUGCGCGUCAAGGUGGUGGUCGCGAAGACCUCCGAGUCGCCGCGGACGCCGACGCCGGGGACGCGAGGGCUCGCGAUGCGAAGUGAGGUGCGUUCUACACACUGGUCCCCAUACGACCCCGUCGGCGUGGUGAACGCCAUUCCUUAAGGACUUUUCCCGGCGCAUCUCUCCGCCCAGCCCUCGCUUUCAAUCCCCGCCCUCGACGCCUUUCAACUUCAACUGACGCCUCUGAACUCCACCCCGACUUCGCUUUGUAUGGAAUGGCCCUGAGGCGGACGCGGUGCGGGACAAGGCGAACGCGGGCGAGAAGAGAAACGUGGAGCACGUCGCGCUGGAGGACGACGCGUCGAGGGCGGUCGUGCGGGGGGAGAGAGAGAGAGUUGUCGCCGCGAAGGGUGGGAAGAAGCGGGGAAGAGCGGGGAAGGCGCUCGCGCCGGUCACCCCGGAGGCGCGCGCGAC
Molecule: messenger RNA, 1746 nt
Organism: Micromonas pusilla CCMP1545
Lineage: Eukaryota; Viridiplantae; Chlorophyta; Mamiellophyceae; Mamiellales; Mamiellaceae
Product: formamidopyrimidine-dna glycosylase
Exons: 2
Coding region: 1-1434 (477 amino acids)
Biological process (GO): base-excision repair
Molecular function (GO): zinc ion binding; oxidized pyrimidine nucleobase lesion DNA N-glycosylase activity; damaged DNA binding
Source: RefSeq, a predicted model, not a curated record